UUCGUUUUUCAACGAUUAAUCGUGGAUUCAAAAAAAAAUCGUCGUCGAUAAAACUCAUUCUAUAAAACCAUGAAACCUAAGGAAAAUUUAGGUCAAUCUUCGUCGAAUCAAGCUCCUCCUGAAGCAGAGAAACCAACUUCAUCAAAUGAAGAUGAAACUGAAGAUCAAGAAGAAGUGAAUGAAGGAGAUGCACCAGCCGCCGAGACUCCUGAUAUGACAACAAUAAGAUGUGGUAGCUUUGGUAAAAGCUUCGGGGUUAUGGUCUGGAAUCGAGGCUUUGCAGAAGACAUAUGAUGUUGUGACAGUUUGUGGUUUUCGAGAAAGAUUCUGGACCGAAACUACGACUUUUCACCUCCCGUUCGGCGAGAUGACUAUCAGUCCGGAUGAUGCAAAGCAAAUCACUGGUCUUGCUUUGGAAGGGAAGGCUGUGUUUUAGGGUUUCAACAACUCUAUGCCUUUUGAUCAGCUUUGUGUCUUGGUGAAGGAAUGUUUUGGGUGGGGCAAAGAUGAAGCGGAAGAAGAGUUUGAGAUAGGGUAUGGAUCCCAACCUAGAGCUAAAAGGCAAUUUAGCGCACCGGGUGAACUUAGUGAAACAAUUAAUAUGGCAAGGAAGAUUAAUUUGGUUCUUCUGAAGGAUAAAUUUGGGGAUUCUAACCGCAAGACUGCUAGUGGAGAGUUGGUGAUGGACGCAGAAAGAGCUACACAUACGGCUAUAGCUUACUUGUUGCACGCUCUUGGGACCGUCUUUUUCCCCGAUUUCUCAGGAAAUAAGGUAAAUGCUUGUUAUUUGCAGUGGUUGAAGACUCUCAGUUUCGAUCCAGAAACAAACGAGGUACUUAGGUACUCGUGGGGCACCGCCUCCUUGCUAGUGUGAUGAACAGUCUUCGCAAAGCUUCUAGGUGGAACGAAACACAAAUUACGGGAUGUGUUGCUCUUAUCCGGUCAUGGGCUUACGACCAUUUUAAAUGAUUGAGGCCUUCCCAGGAUACAACAUGGCCUCUAGAGAAACCUACAGGAGGAAGAUACCCCUUUGGAGGGACCCAACACAAGGCUAAAGAGACGGAAAUGGUCGAAAUGAGGAAAAAGUUGGAUGCUUUGACAAUCGAUGAUGUGGUUUUUGACCCAUAUUUGAAAUUUGAUGAGGAUGGAGAUGAUGAAGUUGAUGAUAGAGUAUUUUCUAAUGUGGCGACCUAUACGGGACCUUUGUUUCAUACAACCGGAUUCGUCAUUUUAGAUCCUCGUAGAACGCUCCGCCAAAUUGGUAUUGUCCAAAAAAUUCUACCUGAAGAUUCUCGUUUUAAACUGAGCGUAGCCAACUCCCAAUUUAAGGACAAAGAUGUCAGAUUGACCUAUGAAGAAGCAUCGUUGAUCGAGCAUUGGAAUGCUCGUUCCCAAGAAGUAAACCAAAUGAGUAGAAGAGCGCUUGAAGCUUCUCAUGGGACUUCCGAAGCGGGUGCGAAUUACAUGGAAUGGUAUCAAGAAUGGGCCCAUCCUUAUGUGGAAAAUUUGGAUCCGGAGGCGCUGAGACAUUUCAAGAAUGCAGAGAAAGAGAGUACAAAAUCAAAGGCAUCAAUGAAUGAAGAAGAUGAUUGGGAGAAGAUGGUGGUCGAACGAGUUAAUUGGGUGGUCAAGGACAUCACCCGUAUGAUUAAUUCUGGUGAGGACUUAAUGGUACAUGAACAAAGAUUACUCCGCAAUCGAUUUAAAGGCAUAACAAUCCCUGAGAAAGGAGUUUUAUAUGCUUAUGAAGAGGACCGACCACGGAGAGCUAAAAGGUCUAGGUCUCCUUCUUCUAGCGACGACUCGGACACUCCCUCCCAUCCCCCACCCCCCGCGAGCAAGUUCAAUCUAAGCAAGGAAAAUCGAGGUGGUAGAGGUGAAAAAGGUGGUCGUGGUCGAGGUGCAAAAGGUGGUUGUGCUGGAACAAGUGCAAAAAGUGGUCGUGCUGGAACAAGUGCUUGAGGUAGACGUGGUGGAGGUAAAAAGACUCCAAUUCAAGGUGGCAGCGGUCGAGGUAAAAAAUCUAUUGUAGAACAACUUGUGGAACAUGAGAAAGAGGACGAUUUGGAUGCAUUUAUGCGCUCGUCUUCGGAGGAGGCAUCAAGUGAAAGUGAAUGGCUAUUUACUCGCUUUUUAUUAUUUUACUUCAUGGAUCUUUUAUUAUCUAAGACUUUGUCUAUUUACUACUUUUGUUGUUUGGUGAUUUUAUA
This is a messenger RNA of Papaver somniferum (opium poppy), 2210 nucleotides long. RefSeq lists its product as uncharacterized. NCBI's taxonomy places the organism in Eukaryota, Viridiplantae, Streptophyta, Magnoliopsida, Ranunculales, Papaveraceae. The transcript has 4 exons. The record is from RefSeq and is a predicted model, not a curated record. The coding region runs from base 1066 to 1962 and encodes 298 amino acids.